UGGAUAAGGAAAGGGAAUGGAAAAGUCUAGGGGGGUGGGGGAUGAAGUUGGAAGGAUUUGGGGUAAUGGAGGGGGUAAAGGGAAUGAAAGAAAGUGCUUAACAAACAACAAAGGGAAUCGGGACAGUUGAUUCCCAUUCCCUUUGUUGAAUAUCCCCAACCAAACGACCCCUUAAUGUAUUUUUAUUCCACGUUUGGUUGACUAAUGUACUUUUUCAGCCUUCAAUUUUUUAGAAUCUUUGUGCCAAAGUACAAUGAAUAAUUCCUAUCUUUUAUUUAAGUACAUUAAAAGUACAACUGUCAAUUUUUUUUUUUUUUUUUGGGUAAUUACAAAUAAUCUUAUUUACGUACGUUUUUCCAUUUUAAAACAUUAGUUUGGUUAACCACUUAAGGUAGUUCCCUCCCAAAUCCCAAUCAAUCAAUUAACCAACAAAUCUUGGUCUCUCUUUGCUUUGACUAUGAGUUUGCUUGUUGACUAUCAGUCGCCAUUUUUCUGGGUUUUCUAAGCUGCUGCUCAUCAAUUUCUUUUCAACUUCCAUCUUUUGUCUUUCCAAAACCAGGAAUUUGAAGUCGAAGUAGAGCUUGUGGACCCAUCAUGAAGUUGGUCUUUUACAUUUUACCUUGAAGCUUCCGAGAUUUCCUUCUGUUUGCAACUUUGCAAGUUCAAUGGAGGACCCUAUUGAUGAGUUGGCGACUAACAUUAAAAAGAAGUGUGAAACACUUUCCCCUCUUUCUUCAAAAUGCUGUAUCUAUAGAAUCCCCACAAAUCUUCGGAAAGUUAAUGAAAACUCAUACACUCCUUCCCUGAUCUCUAUUGGCCCUUUCCAUCGUGGCAAUCAGAAAUAUCAAGCCAUGGAGGAGCACAAAUUGAGAUAUCUACAGAGGUUUAUUCAACGAAAUAGUAACAGGGACUUGGAAGAUUACCUAACUGCGGCAAUGAAAUGGGAGAAGGAAGCUCGAAAUAGUUACUUGGCAACCAUCAAUCUCUCCAGCUUAGAAUUUACAGAAAUGCUAGUGCUUGAUGGCUGCUUCAUUAUUGAGUUCUUCUUAACUUGGCAUGGAAGCACUAUUGAUCCCAACGACCGUAUCUUUCACAGGCCAGCUCUGAGCCAAGCAGUUUUACGCGAUCUUAAACUGCUUGAGAACCAAGUUCCCUUUUUCAUUCUUGAAGUUUUAUACAACAUUGCUUUUGAAGAUGACAUAAAAGCUCCUAGCUUCUUGAAGGUCACUUGUGAAUGUAUGAUAGGCCUUGGCAAGGUCCCUCAGCAUUUCAAGAAGACGAAGAUAUUGCAUUUGGUUGAUUUCCUGAGAACUUACUACCUACCACCAGAGAGGAAAGAGAUCUGCCAUGCGGAUGAAUAUUGGGAAUUCCCUGAUGGGAUUUCCGAACUCUAUGAAUCAGGUGUGACAUUAAAGGUUGAUAAAGAUGAUAAGUUUCUCAAUAUCAAAUUUGAAAAUGGUGUCCUUUAUAUACCCGAGUUAAUGCUGGAAAAUCAUACGGAAUCUCAACUCAGAAACUUGGUUGCCUUUGAACAAUGUCAUUAUCCCCGGGAGUCCUUUGUGGUUGAUUAUGUUCUUUUUUUAGACAGCCUCAUCUAUGACAGGAAAGAUGUAGAAGUCUUGGUCAAUCAUGGGAUUAUACUGAAUUCCCCUGGAAGCAGCGAGGAUGUUUACAGAAUGUUCAGCAAUAUCUCCAAAGGAACGACAUACUCACGUGUAACCUUCUAUUAUGCUGAUAUAUGUAGGUCUCUCAACGAGUAUUGUGGGACUCCUUGGAACCGCUGGAAGGCAAUACUUCGCCAAGAUUACUUCAACAAUCCAUGGUCCAUGAUUUCUACAAUCGCUGCUGUAGUUUUGCUUAUUCUUACUGUCAUACAGACUUACUGCGAUAUUGUUCAACUUCAGUACUGAAUAUCUCAGGUUUCCUGACCAUUCUCUUGGGCUUGCAGAGAAAAUGUGGGUGAGUUUCAGAAACUUUUCGGGUCCCUAUGACUCUACAGAGUAUCAUAAAUCUAUCUUUACAAAUAUUUGUCUGAUGUAUUGCUGUUUGUAGCAAUUUGUAUCAAUUUCAGUAUUUCACUGUCAUAUACAGUAUAUACCAUAUUACUGAUGUAUUGCAGACAAUUCAAUCAAAUUUGAUUCAGCACCUGUAUUAUAGAAAUUUUGGUAUCAUCAA
Chenopodium quinoa (quinoa) is the source of this 2175-nucleotide messenger RNA. Its product is annotated as UPF0481 protein At3g47200-like. The record is from RefSeq and is a predicted model, not a curated record. NCBI's taxonomy places the organism in Eukaryota, Viridiplantae, Streptophyta, Magnoliopsida, Caryophyllales, Amaranthaceae. Bases 666 to 1910 code for a protein of 414 amino acids. The transcript is spliced from 3 exons.